AUGACUCCAAUAACUAUUAUUUCUUUAGCAUCAGUCCUUUUCAGUUUAACUGUGAGUGUGAACAGUCAAACAUGCCAAGGUUUAUCUCAAUAUGGUCAAUGUUCAUCGAAUUCGGCAUGUGGAUGCUUACACUUGUCCUUUGCUGAUGAUAUUGGUAUUUGUGCCCUUCUUGGCGCAAGUUGUUCCAGACUUACACCAUGUCGAGCCCCAAACGACGCUUGUGACGGAGCAGAUCAUAUUUGUGUUCGCCAUCCUCAAUGUGAUUCACUUCCCCUUUGUUAUCCUUUAUCGAUGGCAGAUCAACGACUGUGUCCAUCGAUGAUAACUCCAACUUCGACCAUGACUACACCCGGACUUUGGACGACUGCUACAACAGGAUCUUCUUCAACAACAGCAUUUUGGAACGCAACUACAACCGGAUUCGAAGGUACAGCACCGUACGGUAAUACAACUGGAUUCUCUGAAAACUCUACUUAUUCUUAUUAUUCAAAUACAUUAACUUUCAACAGUACACGAUAUCCAAAUGUAAGCAAAUAUUAUCAAGCAAUUCAAGUAAUUGCUUAUACAUCAGGAACAUAUAGUUUGGCGAGUUCAAGUAGCAUGGAUACAUACGGUUAUCUCUACGGUGGAACCUUUGAUCCAUUCAAUACAAAUUACAACUUAUUAGCACAAAAUGAUGAUCAAGGUGGUAAUAAUCAAUUUCAGAUGAUAGUUGAUUUACAGGCUGGUGUUCCAUAUACACUAGUCUUUACAACAUACCAAGAGAAUGUAAUUGGUCCAUUCUCAGUUAUUGCGGCGGGUCCAGAUUAUGUUCAAAUGGUAUCGAACAACGCCUUCGGACAAGAAACGACUAGUAAUUAG
This is a messenger RNA of Rotaria sp. Silwood2, 861 nucleotides long. NCBI's taxonomy places the organism in Eukaryota, Metazoa, Rotifera, Eurotatoria, Philodinida, Philodinidae. The record is from the annotation of a GenBank genome assembly.